AUGGUUCUUAGGAGCCACCCCUUCCCCAGACAAGAGAGGGCCCCAGGGAGGACCCCAGGAGCAGUUCCUGGGAGCCCUACAGGUGCCACCACUUGCACACACUCUGAGGACAGACACCUCGAGGACAGGCACAGCUCUUCAGUGGGGACAGUCGUAGGGGUAGGCGGAGGGGGCCUGGCUGAGACUGGAUCUCGGCCACAGCCAAGAAGCUCCGAGACGAGCGGGGCUCCCACACCAGGCCCUCCCCCAGGCCCAAGAGGAGAUGAAGCCAAGGAGAAAAGUCUAGACUCGCUGCCCCAAGCCGCGAGGCCCAGGGCCCCAUCACAGCACCCUGUGCAGACGCAGCCAAGCCGGGUCUCACAGCCUGUUCCCCAGCCACGGUCACGGAAACACAGCACGUGUGACGUAGCUCAGAGCUCUGAGCAGGAGGCCAGCCAGGCGGCCCCAGGGCGGCCCCAGGGAGAGGCACCUGGGGAGGGGCCCAGCCCUGCAGGCAGCAGGGAGGCGCUCACAGAGAAGCCGACAGAGGCCCGAAAACUCGGGGGUUUUCUGCAGAGGCCCGGGAGCUGGGGGUUGGCGGAGGGGCCCCAGAAGCCCCUCUCACGGGCCCUGGAGCAGAGCGCGGCGGCGGCUCUGCGGCAGCGGCUGGACCUGGGCAGCUGCCUGGAUGUGCUGGCCUUUGCCCAGCAGUGCGGGGAGCGCGGCCUGGCUCAGGAGACGUACGCGCUGAUGAGCAACAACCUGCUGCACGUGCUGGGGAACCCGCACCUCUACCGGCAGCUGAGUGGGGCUGACCGGGAGCGCAUCCUGAGCCUGCGAACCGGCCGGGGCCAGGCGGUGCUGGGGGUCCUCGUGAUGCCCAGCCUGUACCAGGUGAGCACAGGGCUCACAAGGGGCCCUUACGGUGAGGAGGCCCCUGCAGCGGGGCCCGCGCCCCUGCCUCCUCGCACGUACCUACAUGUGUUCAACCCCCGAGAGAACAUGUGGCGGCCCCUGACCCAGGUGCCCGAUGAGGCCCCGCUCCGGGGCUGUGGCCUCUGCACCAUGCACAACUACCUGUUCCUGGCGGGGGGCAUCCGUGGCUCCGGUGCCAAGGCCAUCUGCUCUAACGAGGUCUUCUGCUACAACCCUCUGACCGACAUCUGGAGCCAGGUUCGGCCCAUGCAGCAGGCCCGAGCCCAGCUCAAGCUGGUGGCCCUGGAUGGGCUACUCUACGCCAUUGGGGGCGAGUGCCUGUACAGCGUGGAGCGCUACGACCCGCGCACAGAUGCCUGGACCUCACGUGCGCCCCUCCCCUCAGGCACCUUCCCUGUGGCCCAUGAGGCUGUGGCCUGCCGUGGGGACAUCUAUGUCACAGGAGGUCACCUCUUUUACCGCCUGCUCAGGUACAGCCCCAUGAAGGAUGCUUGGGACGAGUGCCCCUACAGUGCCAGCCACAGGCGCUCCAGCGACAUUGUGGCACUGGGGGGCUUCCUGUAUCGCUUUGACCUGCUGCGGGGCGUGGGUGCUGCAGUGAUGCGCUACAAUACGGUGACCGGCUCCUGGAGCCGGGCGGCCCCCCUGCCCCUGCCCGACCCUGCCCCGCUCCGCUGCACUGUGCUGGGCAACACCAUCUACUGCCUCAACCACCGGGUCACAGCCACCUUCACGGUCUCAGAGGGGACUGCUCAGUUCCAGGCCAAGGAGCUGCAGCCCUUCCCCCUGGGGAGUAAGGGGAGUCUCUGUCCAUUCACCCUCACUCUGCCCACCGGAGACCGCCUGCAGACCUCACUCUGA
Galeopterus variegatus (Sunda flying lemur) is the source of this 1776-nucleotide messenger RNA. It is a transcript of the gene KLHDC7B, whose product is annotated as kelch domain containing 7B. The transcript has 2 exons. Gene Ontology annotation, molecular function: protein binding. The coding region runs from base 1 to 1776 and encodes 591 amino acids. The record is from RefSeq and is a predicted model, not a curated record. Lineage: Eukaryota; Metazoa; Chordata; Mammalia; Dermoptera; Cynocephalidae.